AUGUAUUUGAGUAAUUUGCUAGAGGUCCACAACAACAGCAAGUACAGUAAAAAUAACACCCGCGGCUUUAAAUGCGGCCCAAGAAGUGCUGAGCCGAAAGGCAGUUUCCUAGACCAGCUAACCGCCGAGGAGGCAGCGCUGUUCAUCGAACAUGCAAAGGACGACGACCAACCAGGAACCAGUGCAGAUGCGCUACGUCGCAUGGGCCAGAGCAAAACAGGUAGUUUUAAAAACAGUAAUUUGACAGGAAAUCACAAUUUACCUGCCGAACUAGAUCGGCCGCAACACCGGUCCGGCAGUUCUCUUUCCAGGUACAGAGAGACAGCAAGGUCAGACAGCAGCCACCGCACCGAUGGUAGUCACCACUCCAAGAACCGGCAUCGCUCGGGUAGCCGGCGCCGCUCUACAAGUCGACACCGCGCAAAGAGUCGGCAGCGCUCCAAGAGCCGGCGCCGCUCCGAAAACGGUCACAGGGCGGAGAAGGAGAGACUCCAUAGGUCGCACAGCAGUAGCGCCUCAGCAGCGUCCGACGACUCCGGGUGGCAGAAGCAGAGGAGUAGGAAACAUCGCAGGGCCAACCCUCCUCCGAUGUCGCGGCCAGGUCAACCGGGGUCACUAGACGAUCGGCUUCGCGAGGGCUUAAGCGGUUACGGGGUUAAAUGGUACCUGCGGUACCUCGGUCAAGGCAAGCCCUCAGUUGAAGCCAGAGCUAUGGCAGAGGUCAGAAUGGAGAUAGAGAAUGAGGGACGUGAGAGACACAGAAAAGUCGACAAACCCGCACCCGCCGAUAGGUGGAAGAGCGGGCCCAAAAAACAGGCACACUUACCCGCACUUGCUGAAAAGCAGAAGAGCGGGCCACAGCAGCACAGACCCGCGCCCGCUAAAAGGCGGAGAAGCGAGGAACCAACAGGCUCUAACAAAAGAGGUAGCAACCAGGUCACUCCGCCAGAGACACUGGGCACCAAACGGCAGCGGGAGCAGCCACCCCCUCCGAACUCAUGGUCUAGGAGCCUGGCCGGGCUGACCGAGUAA
This is a messenger RNA of Rhagoletis zephyria (snowberry fruit fly), 1032 nucleotides long. Its product is annotated as serine/arginine repetitive matrix protein 5-like. The record is from RefSeq and is a predicted model, not a curated record. NCBI's taxonomy places the organism in Eukaryota, Metazoa, Arthropoda, Insecta, Diptera, Tephritidae.